Messenger RNA from Cryptomeria japonica (Japanese cedar), 2771 nucleotides. Its product is annotated as very-long-chain aldehyde decarbonylase GL1-4. Bases 519 to 2414 code for a protein of 631 amino acids. Gene Ontology annotation, molecular function: iron ion binding; oxidoreductase activity. The record is from RefSeq and is a predicted model, not a curated record. The transcript has 11 exons. Lineage: Eukaryota; Viridiplantae; Streptophyta; Pinopsida; Cupressales; Cupressaceae. Gene Ontology annotation, biological process: lipid biosynthetic process.
AUUUGGCAACUCGUAGCGGGAGGACGAUGACACUUGUUUUAUGUCGAAGCUAUCUUCUAUCUCUCAAUUUUGAUAGAUGUUCAUAAGCACCUAGUCUCAAAUAGAGAUUAGGGAACUGGGUGAAGAACCUUUAGUGAUAUUUUCUGACAGAUGAGGAGGAGAAUUAUCUACUCCCAUAAAUAUAGCAAUUAAUAACAACAGAGAAUUCAAUAAAGAAGCUUGAAUUGAUGAUGGUGGCAUCUGAAGACAUCCUUUAUACCAUCCUUCGCUAUCGAGCAAGUUACUUUGCUAUCUAGACACAUAAAUAGACAGUUACUCUCUUUCUUUCAAGAACAGCUUCCUCUAAUUUGCUUCUUCACUUCACUAAAAUUGGAUGUUACUUGUAUUCUUUUGGUUGGAGGAUGCAUAUCAAAACAGUCUUUUUAGGUUGAAAUCUUUUCUAUUGAUUGUCAAAAAAAAAAAUUAAAAAGGUGAGGGCUUAUCCAUUUGAUUGAUAUUAUCUGAAAUACGAUACCAGCAUGGCAUCAACUCCAGGUCCGCUUUCAAAAUGGCCAUGGGCAAACAUGGGCAACUUUAAGUACUUGACCCUAUCCCCUCUGGUGAUGAAAGCCGUGCAUACAAAUUUCUUUGGAGGGCGAGAGACAGAUAACUUUAGUUUGUUGCUGCUCAUUCUUGUUGCCACCAGAUAUCUUCACAACCAGCUAUGGAUAAGCAUUUCUCGUUAUCAGAAUGCUCGGGGCACACAUCAAAUUCAGAAUAGAAGCAUUAAGUUCGAGCAGGUAGAUCGAGAGGGAAGCUGGGAUGACUAUAUUCUCAUGUACGCCUUCAUGUUUAUCCCACUGCAUGCCUUCAUACCAGGGGCAUCAAAUCUUCCUCUGUGGAACACAAAAGGGUUGUUUGUAAUAAUUUUGGCUCAUGCUGGGCUAUCAGAAUUCUUCUAUUACUGGGCACACAGAGCUCUCCAUCAUCACUACCUAUAUAACCUCUAUCAUUCGCAUCAUCACUCCUCUUUUGUCACAGAGCCGAUUACAUCUGUAGUGCAUCCGUUCGCAGAGCAUUUAAUCUACGCAGCAGUGUUCUCUGCAGGUCCAUUAGCCACUGUUGUGACCAAAACCGCUUCUACUGCUGUCAUAUUCUGCUAUUUAAUAUGGUUCGAUUUCAUGAACAAUAUGGGUCACUGCAACUUUGAAUUUGUUCCCCAGUGGGCAUUUAAGAUCUGCCCUCCUCUCAAAUAUCUUAUGUACACACCCUCGUUUCAUUCUCUUCACCAUUCACAGGUCCACACCAACUUCAGUCUGUUCAUGCCUCUGUAUGAUUAUCUAUAUGGAACAGCCGACAAAUCAUCUGAUGGUCUCUACGACUCUGCCUGCAGAGGGAGGAAAGAAAAGGUGGAUGUGGUGCACCUGACUCAUGCAACAAGCCUACUCUCCUUUUUCCAUCUGAGAUUAGGGUUCGCCUCUUUUGCUGCAGCACCGUACUCUGUUAAAUGGUACAUGUGGGUCAUAUGGCCGAUUAGCAACGGCAUCAUGAUUUUUCUCUGGCUUUGUGGACAAACUUUCAGGGCCGAGAAAAAUCGGUUAAAUGGGCUACACAUUGAAACUUGGGUCGUUCCCCGGUACACAUUCCAGUAUUUUAUGCCUUCCGAGAGAGCAGGGAUCAACAAACUCAUCCAAGAUUCCAUUUUGGAGGCGGACAAGAAAGAAGCCAAGGUUAUCAGCUUAGGCCUGCUCAACCAGAGCGAGGAUCUUAAUGGAAGCGGAGAGCUGUUUCUCAGAAAGCAACAAGACCUAAAAGUCCGUAUAGUGGAUGGGAACACUCUGGUAGCUGCUGUGAUAUUGAAUUCUAUACCGCACAGUGCAACCUCAGUGUUCAUGUGUGGAGGAGCGUCCAAGCUUGGAUGUGCCAUUGUUCGCCUUCUCUCUGAACGCGGGAUCAAAGUUCAGCUUCUGACAGAGUCAAAAGAACAAUUAUAUAAAUUCAAAAUGGCCAUUCCUUCUUACUUACAAGAUAAUGUGAUCCAUGCAAGAAGAUAUCAAGCAGGUAACAACUGCAAGAUAUGGAUAGUAGGGAGGCAGGUGAGUUGGAAAGAUCAAAUGCAAGCACCCAAGGGAGCGCACUUUGUUCCAUUCUCGCCCUUUCCAAUAAAAGAGGGUAGAAAAGACUGCACUUACCAUACUACACCUGCCAUGCGAAUGCCACCGAAUUUGGAAAAUGUGCAUAGCUGUGAGAAUUGGCUGCCAAGAAGAGUAAUGAGCGCAUGGAGGGCAGGAGGAAUAGUGCAUGCCUUACAAGGGUGGGAUCACCAUGAGUGUGGACAAACUAUCAAUACAGCAGAUGUCAGUGAAGUGUGGGAAGCUGCACUCAAACAUGGCUUUCUUCCUUUCAGUCCUUCGCUUGGCGAAUGCAUGGAUUGAUUCAUCUUUCCAGUUUAAGAUACCACAAGUGUUUUGACCUCUAAACAUUCUGGCUUGACAUAUUGAACCAGCCUUCUGAUUUCUUUCUGUUUUUCAUUGUUCUUAGUUUAAACAGAGUUUACUAUAGCGAUAGACAGAACUUAAACACUUUUUAUUAGGGGUGCCUGCCCUAUAUACUCGAUAAGGUGCAGGUGAUCUGCUUUAUCAGAAAGUGCCAAGGUUAUAAUUUUAACAUGGAAAUAUGUGGAUUUUUACCAAUUGUUUACUGAGAACACAAGUAUGCACCUUAGAUUCGAUUGGGUGGUGUUAUUUUAAAUUGUUAAAAAUAAAUAAAUCUAAAACAUUUUGUUUUAAUAA